GGCAAAGUUUUGGAGCUCGAUCAUACAUGCGUGUACGUACGUAGGUGUACAUCGCAGCAUACAGUAUCCGUACCAGUGCAAUGUCAAGUCGAUGUACCGUGGGAGCAUUUUGUUCAAGAAGUUCAUGGAACUAAACUCUAAAGGCAACAUUAUCAACUGCAGUCUUAUAAUGAAAUGAGAUUAAUGGUCAUAAUCUCCGGUUUCCUCACAAUGUAAUAUGGCUACCAGGGACGAGUUACUGUUCCGUUACUUUAAUCCGAUUCUAAGUCAAUAAAGCUCGCUUAGCUUCGGUUGUCUCCCAGCAACCCAACGCUUCAUGGUCUUAUGCCAGUGCUUCCCCACUACAAGAACGGUAUAAUCCGACGGCCUGCUAGCUGCUGUUGUAUUCGACCGACCCAAAUUUGUACUCGCUUUAUAAUAAAGCCUCCGAUCUGCCGCUAUUCGAAAUUAGUUUCAAUGUUGGUUAAAAUUGCAUGAACAACUGAUACAUGGAUGUAUACGCUCGAUUUACAAUGCAUCACGAUGAGUUUGCCUGAAAAUUCGAAGUAAAAAGACGUGAGACCCACUCCCAUUUUGUAUUAUUCCAUUCUGUGGAGCUGUGUGAAGCAGACGAGUUCGCUUCAACCAUGGGGAGUAAAAUGAAUGAGAUGUCACCAAGGCACUUUCCAGCCCAACCCAAUCAAUUUGAGCUUCAAUACAGACCUAAUGUAAUCAGCCAUCUGCCUCCCCUUAGUGCACAUCAGCCUGCAUUUAGUGAAAAGCCAAAGAUAGUCCAACCAGGAGCAUUCACGAGAGCUGCUCCAACCAAAGAAGUCAAACAUAGUCGCAGAGUCAGUGAUGCCAUCGCUAAUAACUAUACUCCAACCGCCCGCAAUCUAACAUCUUCGUACAUUUACGAGAUCCUACGCAGACACGAUCGUCCACAAAUUCGGAACGGUAGGAGGUCGCCAUCUCCCAACCACCGAGGCCCCUCCCCUUCACAUAGGAUGCCAUCACCUCAGCAUAGCCGAUCACAUCAUAUACAAUCUGCCAGUUUAGAUAGACAUUCAUCCGAUAAAUCUAACAGUCGUGGGACUCCUUCACCAAGAAAAAGUCCAAGAUCAUCACAUCAGUCCUAUGCUGAAUAUAAGAAGAGCAGAAGUCAGACAUCAUUGAACAACAAUGGUUCAACGCCUUUACCCACCGUCCAAAAAUCACCAUCUAAUGGUCCCUCAACUAAUAGGAGUCGUCUGCCCCCUAUUAUCACCCCUCCAGCAAGUCCAAGGGACCAUUCAGACAGUGCAGUCAAUGGACAUGAUAGGACUAGACCAUUCAGCAGUAGGGAGGGUAGACCUACAAGAGGGACGUCUAGUAGUGGUAGCGAUCCCAUGGUACCUGAUAGCGGUAAUGGAUCGUUGAAUGCAAUACAUUUGUCACCGACGCCAGUUAAUGAUGUUCCGACACUUAAUCUUCGGUCUGUGACAUACGCAAGCUCAGACAGUAGUCUUGAUGGCCUAGACCUUCCUCCAUGUAUGCGUGAAUAUGAUCUAGAGAUGGAAGCUGUGAUGAGUGUGCAGUUCCCAGGGUAUACCUACUCAACACAUGGGUUAUCAAGACCACCUACACCGGACCAGAAGGAUGUAGUCAGAUAUUAUGGUUUGAUCGAGGGCUCCAUAGAAGAUUCCUCUGUAGCACCGCUAGAUAAACAAUGGAUUAAAGAGAUGUACAACUUCCUACCUGCUAGACUCAAGACUGAACCUCUCAAGAAGUGUAUGAAAGAAGUCACAGAGGAAGCCAGAUCUGUGUAUACAGAGAGCAUCAAGAAGGGUAUCAUGGACUACAUCCUGCAAGACCCCGUGGAACAAGAGAGACUUGGUGUUCCCAUGCCAACCAAACAUUCUAACUCGGCCGGUAGAGAGUGGUAUCCCUGGAGUGAUGCAGUGGAUGAUGCAAGGGACUUCAUGGAGAACUAUCUCUACAUCACACAUCCUAUCAUGACUACUAUCCUCUAUAAGUGGGAGACCCAGUGA
Messenger RNA from Strongylocentrotus purpuratus (purple sea urchin), 2009 nucleotides. RefSeq lists its product as uncharacterized. Bases 627 to 2009 code for a protein of 460 amino acids. NCBI's taxonomy places the organism in Eukaryota, Metazoa, Echinodermata, Echinoidea, Camarodonta, Strongylocentrotidae. The transcript is spliced from 8 exons. The record is from RefSeq and is a predicted model, not a curated record.